ACGCCCUCUUCUUCUUCUUCUUCUGCUUGAUGGUGCACCAUGGUGGCUGUCAAAAUGGCAAACACAACGACGCUGAAGAUCAGCGAGUCCUGAUAUUAUUAUUAUUAUUAUUAUUAUUAUAUACUAUAUUCCAUGUGUCUGCGGCGGUGCGCGCGACUCUGACAAUGCCGUCUGCGAGAGGAGCGCGUGCGGACGGUUAAAGUUAGCGCGUGCGUCGUUUCCUUACCGAGAGAGAGAGAGCGCGAGCAACACUACCACCAUCACCAUCAUCACCACCACCAUCACCAUCAUGCCGAGCCAGAAGAGCAACAAGGGGAAGAGAAGUAAGCGCACUAACAGCAGCGGAGAUGAGCAGGAAAAUGGAGCCUCAGCAGCAGCAGCAGCAGCAGGAGGAGCAGCAGGAGCAGCAGGAGGAGGAAACACUGCAUUAGUGGGAGCUACAGCCGCACCGUCAAGCGGUAAACGAGAGGCCCUGUGUGCCACGCCACUUGUGUGCAGUUUGGGCCGUGCUGUUGACCUUGAGAAAGAUGACUACCAGCGGGUGCUGUGCAACAGUGAGCACUGUCCUUAUGGCAACUGGAUGCACCUGCAGUGCUUCUAUGAGUGGGAAAGCAGCAUCCUUGUACAGUUCAACUGCAUAGGCCGUGCACGUAGCUGGAAUGAGAAGCAGUGCCGGCAGAACAUGUGGACUAAGAAGGGUUAUGACUUGGCCUUUCGCUUCUGCUCAUGUCGCUGUGGCCAGGGACACUUAAAGAAAGAUACUGACUGGUACCAGGUCAAGCGCAUGCAGGACGAGCGCAAGAAGAAGGUGGUGACUGAGAAAAGUAGUGGGAAGGCCAGCGGAGGUGCCUCGGGAGGGGGUGGAGGGGAAGCCUCAGAGGAACUGAAGAAAGGCAGGUCAUCCAAUAAACUGCCUCACCGUGGUUCCAACCAAGACCUUUCACGCCGCCAAUCUGUGGAUCGGCAGAACUCUCAAGAAAGGAGCCACACGGUUGCCAGCAUUGGGAUGAGCCUGGGUGCGCGCUCGCCUACUGACUCACCUGGCCAGUCUCCACCAUUAGGCUUCUCAUUCUUCACGCCUCAGUCAGUCAGUGGACCACGCAGUUCACGGCACCUGGGCGAAUUCCUUAAAAAUGCGGUCCACAUGGAGGGCAACAGGAAGCAUUUGCUGGUGGGAAAUAUGGCCGGCCGGGGAAGUCUUCAAGCAGAUCAUGGUACAGGCAGUUUGUGUCUGCCCCGCCUUACUCAGGGUGAUGGCCCGGUGCAGUUCUUGAGGAGGCUGGACCUCUCUGAGCUGCUGGCACACAUCCCUCGGCAUAAGCUCAACACCUACCAUGUGCGCAUGGAGGAUGAUGCCCAGGUUGGACAGGGUGAGGACUUGAGAAAGUUUAUCCUCUCUGCACUUAGUGCUAGCCACCGCAAUGUGGUCCACUGUGCCCUGUGCCACCACAUGCUGCCCAUCUUCGAGCAGUUUCCGCUGGUGGAUGGGACGCUCUUUCUCAGCCCGUCACGACACGAUGAGAUCGAGUACGAUGUGCCGUGCCACUUACAAGGGAGGCUGAUGCACCUGUAUGCCAUCUGUGUGGACUGUCUGGAGGGGGUGCACAAAAUUGUGUGUAUAAAGUGCAAAUCCCGAUGGGACGGAAGCUGGCACCAGUUGGGUACGGUGUAUACCUAUGACAUUCUGGCUGCUUCGCCUUGUUGUCAGGCCAGACUGAACUGUAAGCACUGCGGGAAGCCUGUAAUCGAUGUACGUGUGGGCAUGCAGUAUUUCUCCGAGUACAGUAAUGUGCAGCAAUGUCCACACUGUGGCAAUCUGGACUAUCACUUCGUCAAGCCUUUCUCCUCGUACAAAGUCCUUGAAGCUUAUUGACAAAAGUUCUACUUGCAUGCUAGUUUUCUUCCCUUUUUUAUGUUCCUAGGGAAUUUUAUUUGUCAGAAUUCUUUUUUUUCUAUUAUUAUUAUUGUUCAAAUUAAAUGGAGAGAGCAAAACGAUGGCAGUUAAUCACAGAGGCUGGAGUCAGGACAUGCUUCACUAUAUGUUCAUAAAACAUUCUCAUCUGGCAUUUCCAACCACGCAAGCAAGAAUAAUACUGUGACGAGUGAAUGUAUCUGUAAAUGCCAAAUUCAACCUUUUGUACAAAGAGAACACACAAUAAAAUGCAUAAAAUCUG
Messenger RNA from Neoarius graeffei (lesser salmon catfish), 2174 nucleotides. It is a transcript of the gene heca, whose product is annotated as hdc homolog, cell cycle regulator. NCBI's taxonomy places the organism in Eukaryota, Metazoa, Chordata, Actinopteri, Siluriformes, Ariidae. Bases 290 to 1873 code for a protein of 527 amino acids. The transcript is spliced from 4 exons. The record is from RefSeq and is a predicted model, not a curated record.